UCCGCCGCGGCUCUGGGCUCGCGGAACUGCGCAUGUGCGGCUCCGCGGCCGGCCGGCGCUAUGGCGCAGACGGGGGCCGACCUGUUGCGCCAGUUCCCGCUGCUUCUGCCCCAGAAUCGGGCGAAAACGGUGUACGAGGGAUUCAUUUCGGCUCAGGGAAGAGACUUCCACCUUAGAAUUUUGUUGCCUGAAGAUUUGCAGCUGAAGAAUGCAAGAUUGUUGUGUAGCUCGCAGCUGAAAACUAUUCUUAAUAGAUACCAUCAAUUAGUCCAACAGAGAAUGCAGCAUGCUCCUGAUCUAGUGAGCUUCAUGAUGGAGUUGAAGAUGAUCUUGGAAGUUGCUUUAAAGAAUCGACAAGAGUUGUGUGUGUUACCUCCUUCUUCCCAGUUCUAUUCCAUUCUUAUCGAAGAAAUAGGAGCUCUUGGUUGGGAUAAACUUGUAUAUGUGGAUAUUUGCUUCAGUACCAUCAAGUUAAAAGCAGAAGAUGCUUCUGGUAGAGAGCAUCUAAUCACUGUCAAGUUAAAGGCAAAGUAUCCUGCAGAAUCACCUGAUUGUUUUGUGGAUUUUCCUGUUCCAUUUUCUGUUUCCUGGACACCACAGAGCUCCUUAAUAAGCAUCCAUAGUCAGUUUUUGGCAGCAUUAGAAUCCCUGAAGGCAUUCUGGGAUGUCAUGGAUGAAAUUGAUGAGAAGACUUGGGUGCUGGAACCACAGAAGCCUACACGGAGUGUAACAGCACGUAGAAUUGCAUUAGGGAACAAUGCUUCCAUAAACAUCGAGGUAGACCCCAGGCAUCCUACUAUGCUUCCUGAGUGCUGCUUUCUAGGAGCGGACCAUGUUGUAAAACCCUUGGGAAUUAAGCUGAGCAGAAACAUGCAUUUGUGGGAUCCAGAAUGUAGUCUAUUACAAAAUUUGAAAGAUGUUUUAGAAAUUGAUUUUCCAGCUCGAACGAUCAUAGACAAAUCUGAUUUUACUAUGGAUUGUGGAAUUUGUUAUGCCUAUCAACUUGAUGGUGCCAUUCCUGAUCAAGUGUGCAAUAAUUCCCAGUGUGGACAGUCUUUUCAUCAAGUAUGCUUAUAUGAGUGGUUGAGAGGACUUCUCACAAGUAGACACAGUUUUAACAUCAUAUUUGGUGAAUGUCCAUACUGUAGUAAGCCAAUUACCUUGAAAAUGACUGGAAGGAAGCCCUGAAAUAAGUAUACAACAUUACUAUGAAGAGCUAGAAAUUUAAAAAAUUAUCAAAAGAAUUUUAUUUGAUAUUUUCAAAAAAUAUAUACAGUAAGACACACCAGUAUCAAAAGCAAAAAUAUGAUGGGGCCAUAAAAAUGCACAUCUGCCAUCAUCUCUUCACUCGGAGUAAACUGGGAAAUUGUAGACCAAAGUCCUGCAGAACUUGGUAAAUCUGUGAGUUCCUCACCAGCUGUGGAAGAGUACAUACUCCAAGAUGGAGAUUGCGACCUGUUGAUCCCAUCUGAAUUGGUAAAAUCCUGAUAGGGUUCAUGAAAGGAAUUUUCGAAGUCUGUAUAGCUAGAUUGUUGUGGGAAACUGUUUACUUCAUUCAGAAGUUCUGAAGACUCACGGUAUUUCUGUCGUCUUCUUGUGCUUUCCUAUGGAAAAAAAUACAUACAGUUUGUUAGAUUUGAGUUACCCAAAUAUUUAUUUUCUGUACUGCCUAAGAAUGCUAAAUAAAAUUUAACAAAUUUGG
Molecule: messenger RNA, 1702 nt
Organism: Cavia porcellus (domestic guinea pig)
Lineage: Eukaryota; Metazoa; Chordata; Mammalia; Rodentia; Caviidae
Gene: Fancl
Product: FA complementation group L
Exons: 14
Coding region: 61-1188 (375 amino acids)
Biological process (GO): protein monoubiquitination; interstrand cross-link repair
Cellular component (GO): Fanconi anaemia nuclear complex; nucleus
Molecular function (GO): ubiquitin protein ligase activity
Source: RefSeq, a predicted model, not a curated record